CAGGACGCGCCAGCUUAGGGGCGCCACAAAACGCCUCAAACACCCUACACCCGCCGCUCGCUCAUCGCUCCAUCGCUUGGCCCCUGCACGACACGCUAUUUGUAUUAGACUUGUGGCUUGCGUGCCGCAUAAUGCGCGGAGUUGCGCUCGAGUCUGCGCCAUCGCGGUCGACUGGCUCCGCUCGGCGUUCUCAGUAUCUUCCACCUCGCCCAUGCAGAAUUAGCUAUGCAGGCCAGGCGCGCGGGCAGUCGGCGACAAGAGGUUGCCACAUCAGCCGGGCGUCCACAUCCUCGGGCCCCAGCAGCAACCAACAAAAGCCCAAGCAGGAUCCCGUGAUGAACUCAGACGAUGAGGACGCGCCGUCGACUUCGGGGAACAGCGCUGGGCCCAAACAGCCAUGGCUGGUCGAAUUCCUGCUCAAGAAUAACGCCCCCAAAUGGCUGGUCAACUUUGUGAGCGUGUACGUGGUGCCGCCGGCCAGCUCCCGCACGGCGUCGCUCGCGCGCGCGCUGUGGAUCACCGUCGGUUUCGUGGCGGUGGCCCUGGGGCGACAGCUGCUGUUCCCCGCCCCCCGCAUCACCCCCCGCGAGGUCCUCUACUCUGACCUGGUGACCCUGCUGGACGGCGGCCGUGUCCGCGCCGCCCGCCUGGAGGCCGGCACCAGCCGCCUCUACUUCGACGUCAAGCCGCUACAGCCGGCGCAGCCGGCAGGGGCCGCGGCUGCUACAGCCGCAGCCACGGCCGCCGCCACCACGGCAGCAGUGGUGGGGUCCACGGAGGCGGCUGUUGCGGCGGGUGCUACAGCCGGCGCCUCAGCGGCGACGGGUGCUACAGCCAGCGGCGCUGCUGGUGCUGUUGCUACAGCCGGCACUCCAGCUGCCCCCCGCGCUCGCUUCCAGAAGCAGUACUACAUAAAGCUGGCCGACAAGAACGACCCCGCGCUCAUGGGCCGCCUGCUGCAGGCGGGUGUGGAGUACGCAGUGCUGCGCGCCUCCUUCCAGGCCGCCGCCGCCAACGCCUUCCUGACGGCGCUGGCGCUGUGGCUGCCGCUGCUGCCGCUGAUGUUCCUGCUGCGGCGCAUCAUCGACCAGCGCCAGGGCGCAGGUCGCGCCAAGAAGGCCUCUAACCGGCCUGACACGCCGUCCACCACAUUCGCCGACGUUGCGGGGGUGGACGCAGCCAAGCAGGAGCUGCUGGAGGUGGUGACGGUGAUGCGCCAGACCAAGGCAGCCUACUCCAAACUCAAGGUCAAGAUGCCCAGUGGUGUGCUGCUGUGCGGGCCGCCCGGCACCGGCAAGACCCUGCUGGCCAAGGCGGUGGCUGGCGAGGCGGGUGUGCCGUUCUUCGCGGUGUCGGCCUCCGAAUUUGUGGAGAUGUUCGUGGGCCGCGGCGCCGCGCGCAUCCGUGAGCUGUUCGCGGAGGCGCGGAAGAGCGCGCCCUGCGUGGUGUUCAUCGACGAGCUGGACGGCGUGGGCAGCAAGCGCGGCAUGGGCUACAACGACGAGCGCGACCAGACACUCAACCAGCUGCUCACGGAGCUGGACGGCUUUGACGGGCGGCCGGGCGUGUUGUUCCUGGCUGCCACCAACCGCAUGGACGUGCUGGACCCGGCGCUGCUGAGGCCCGGGCGCAUCAGCCGCAAGGUGGUUGUGCCGCUGCCUGACGCGGCGGGCCGGGCGCAGAUCCUGGCCGUGCACCUGCGGGCCACACCCCUGGAGGAGGAGCUGCAGCCGCAGCAGGCGUGCCUGGCUGUUGCCUCCGCCACCGAGGGCUUCAGCGGCGCGGAGCUGGCCAAUGUGGUGAACGAGGCCACCCUGCUGGCGGCGAGAGACGCCAGGGACGCGGUGAGCCUGCGCGACCUGCUGCAGGGCGCACAGCGCACCCGCUUCGGAGUCGACGGCCGCAGCGGCGCCAACGCGUUCGGCGGCGGGCUGACUCAGCGGCUGUCCAACUGGCUGCUGGACGUGGCGGCGGCGGAACGGCGGCCGGUCAAGGUGGGCACCGGCGGCGGCCAGUAGCGCCAGCAGCGGGCGAGGAGGAGGAGGAGGGGGAGGAGGAGGGUUACGGAGAGAGCUGCAGUGACAGCGGUGGGGCAGGGCGGCAGGGGUGAGGAGAGACGGAGGGGGUGAGGAGAGAAGGUUGGUUGAGGGAAGGCGGGCGAGGGUUGGUGUGUGUAGGGAAGGGGCGAGGAGGGAUGCGGUGGCAAGGGGUGGGCGGGUGGGGAGUGGACGAGGAGUGCUGAGGCACGCGGCGUGAGGAGCAUGUGAGUGGUGCGUGCGUGAUGCGUGAGUGGUGUGUGAGGUGGGCAGAUGCUUUCAAGCUGAGUUUAGGGUGGUGAAAGGAUGUUUAGGAAAGCCGUACAGGAUGCACUGAAGCAUGAAGCAAGGGGGUAGCGGUGAGGGUGCUGCGCCGUUGGGGCUUGGGGCAAGGUGCACUGUGCUCCGCGAGCAAGCCGUGGGAGCUGCAGGAGAGAAACGUGUGGCGCAUACGAGAGUGACGCUGUGUGGGGCCCGGCGAGGGUUGGCCUGGAGAGAGAGAGUGUGUUUGCGGUGUGGUUGUCUGUGAGUGGAUGCGUGAAUGUGUUUGCACUUUGGAGGCGGUGGUUGCAUGAGGCGGGGGCGUCGGAUCCUGACCGCGUGUAUGCAGGCAUUUGUCAGCAUGACAGCUACGAGAGGCGGCUGUUGUCAGGCUCGAGAGAGUGCUUCGGGUUUGCCGUUGCGGGGCACGACUCCCAGCGGGUGCGAGAGUGUUAGGAGAUGCGUGUGUUCCAUGUAACAGCACUGUGCACGAGUGUGUCUGCGCACGGGUCUGGCUUUGACCCCACGUGCCAGGCACCAUUCCGUGUGGGGACGCGGCGGUGGCGGCUGGUGGGAGAGGGGCUGGUGCCGCGGGCCUCGCAUGCCCACGGACACAGGU
Messenger RNA from Chlamydomonas reinhardtii, 2916 nucleotides. RefSeq lists its product as uncharacterized. The record is from RefSeq and is a predicted model, not a curated record. The coding region runs from base 336 to 2018 and encodes 560 amino acids. The transcript is spliced from 14 exons. Gene Ontology annotation, molecular function: ATP binding; ATP hydrolysis activity; ATP-dependent peptidase activity. Gene Ontology annotation, biological process: proteolysis. Gene Ontology annotation, cellular component: chloroplast thylakoid. Lineage: Eukaryota; Viridiplantae; Chlorophyta; Chlorophyceae; Chlamydomonadales; Chlamydomonadaceae.